Fonsecaea multimorphosa CBS 102226 is the source of this 1440-nucleotide messenger RNA. RefSeq lists its product as uncharacterized. Gene Ontology annotation, molecular function: aldehyde dehydrogenase (NAD+) activity. Bases 1 to 1440 code for a protein of 479 amino acids. The transcript has 3 exons. The record is from RefSeq and is a predicted model, not a curated record. NCBI's taxonomy places the organism in Eukaryota, Fungi, Ascomycota, Eurotiomycetes, Chaetothyriales, Herpotrichiellaceae.
AUGUCUGUGAAAUUCGAGGACCGGCUCUUCAUCAAUGGCGAAUUCGUACCUAGUCGAAGUGGCAAAAAGUUCGAGCUGGUGAACCCAACAACGACCACACCCAUAGGCACGGUAUAUGAGGCCCAAGUGGAAGAUGUCGACGUUGCAACCAAAGCUGCCAGUGGCGCUUUUGAUUCUUGGUCCGAGCUCCCGGCACUUGUGCGCUCCCAAUGGCUCAGCCGCCUGGCAGACAAGCUGGAACAGAACCUCGAAGAGAUCGCCCACUUGGAAGCAAUCACGAUGGGAAAACCUGCCAUUAACGACUUUUCUGUUGCCAUGGGACUUCAGAUCAUCCAAUACUUUGCGGGAAAGACUGGUGAUGUUCAAGGAGAAACAUCUCUCAAUGACCCAAGUAUGCUUGGAAUGACGUUUCGCCAGCCAUAUGGCGUGACAGCCGCCAUCAUACCAUGGAACACGCCUUUUCUUAUGCUCAGCAUGAAGAUUGGGCCCGCACUGGCCGCCGGAAAUACAAUGGUCCUCAAGAGCUCGGAGAAGAGCCCACUAUCUUGCCUCGUAGUUGCACGAUGCAUGCAAGAAAUUGGAUUCCCUCCCGGCGUGUUGAACAUUCUUAGUGGAUUUGGCAGACCUUGUGGAGAGGCCAUUGCGAAGCAUAUGGACAUUCGCAAGCUGGCUUUCACAGGCUCGACCGUCACAGGAAAAGCUAUCAAGAAGGCAGCCGCGGAGAGCAACCUUAAAAACGUGACUCUGGAACUAGGCGGGAAAUCGCCCUUGAUCAUAUUUGAAGACGCAGAUCUGAAAAAGGCGGCUGCCGCUGCGGCUUUCAGUAUUCUCGUGAUUUCCGGUCAGGCCUGCAUGGCAAGCUCGAGAAUAUAUGUGGAAGAAAACGUCGCAAACGAGUUUGUGGAGUUGGUCAAGGCAGAAAUAGGCAGAAUCGGGUUUGGCGGUGAUCCGUUGGAGGCAGGCACUUUGCGUGGGCCUCAAGCCGAUAAAAUCCAGUUCGACAGGGUCCUGAGUUAUCUGGAUCUGGCGCAGAAGGAGAACCUCAACGUCGUGCUGGGAGGAAAGCGAGAAGACAAGACUGGCUAUUACAUCCAGCCAACUAUCAUUUACGGUGCACCGGACGACAGCAAGCUUCUGAAGGAGGAGAUUUUCGGCCCGGUGCUCUGCAUCAAUACUUUCACUGAUGAGGCAGAUGCGGUCACGAGAGCCAAUGAUACUGACUACGGUCUGUAUGGUAGUGUUUUCACCAAGGAUGUGAGUAGAGCGGUGAGACUGGCGAAGAAACUCCAAGCAGGCACCGUCGGUGUGAACGUGACCAGUCCGACUGUGGCUUUGGACCUACCAUUUGGCGGCUGGAAGGAAAGUGGAGAGGGCAGAGAAUUGGGUAAACACUCGUUGGAUAGCUGGACAGAGCUCAAGACCGUGCUUGUAGGUCUGUAG